Schizosaccharomyces octosporus yFS286 is the source of this 411-nucleotide messenger RNA. Its product is annotated as S-(hydroxymethyl)glutathione synthase activity. Bases 1 to 411 code for a protein of 136 amino acids. Lineage: Eukaryota; Fungi; Ascomycota; Schizosaccharomycetes; Schizosaccharomycetales; Schizosaccharomycetaceae. Gene Ontology annotation, molecular function: carbon-sulfur lyase activity. The transcript has a single exon. The record is from RefSeq and is a predicted model, not a curated record.
AUGCCGGAAUACCACGGUACUUGUCUUUGCAAAGCAGUUCAAGUUUCUGUACAGGUAGAGAAGCCUGAACUUGGCAUCUGCCACUGCGACACUUGCAGGAAAUGGUGUUCAGCACCUUUUAUGGCUUUUGCAGCACAAGAUAUUAAUUUAGAACCCAAGGACAAGGUAUCCCAGUAUGCAUCGUCCAACAUAGCCAAACGAUCAUUUUGCAAGAUUUGUGGUACUACUUUAUCCUUUUUUUACGACGACAUGAAACAGAAAUUUGUAAACCCUUGGAUUCUUAAGGACGUUCAGAACAUAACUACUGGUGUUGAAGUAUGCUACGACAAUAAGCCUAGUUGUUACUCCUUUGACAGCAAAGCCCAGAAGUAUACAGAAGCAGAAACGAUGGCGUUCGUGAAUCUAUCCUAA